Drepanopeziza brunnea f. sp. 'multigermtubi' MB_m1 is the source of this 849-nucleotide messenger RNA. RefSeq lists its product as uncharacterized. The record is from RefSeq and is a predicted model, not a curated record. Lineage: Eukaryota; Fungi; Ascomycota; Leotiomycetes; Helotiales; Drepanopezizaceae.
AUGGCGUACUCGGCGAAGUACUCCAAGAAGCCCAUCACGGACAUCUUCACCAGCGACACGGAUAUCAACAAGAGGAAUGGUCGGCGGACGGUUCCCAUGAAAGUACUCAUUCUUGGACUCGGACGCACAGGAACAACGUCAAUGCGCGCCGCAAUGAAGGAGCUCGGCUAUAUCGAUACCUACCACAUGAUGAACUGCUCGAUUGAGAACCCCCCCGAUGCCCUGUUGUGGAUGGACGCCCUCGUGGCCAAGUACGACGGAGUCGGGGCCCCCUUCACCCGGGCAGACUGGGACCGGCUCCUGGGGAACUGCCAGGCCGUCUGCGACUGGCCGGCGGUGGCCUUCGCGAAGGAACUCAUCGAGGCAUACCCGGAAGCCAAAGUCGUGCUCACGAACCGCGACGUCGACAGCUGGCACGCCAGCACGAUGCGCACCGUCUACUGGCGCGUCACCGACCCCGAGCUCCGGUACCUGUCGCACGUCGACUGGGCUUCCGGCAUGUACUACCCCAUGCUGCGCAAGUUCUUCGACACCUUCUUCCGCGGCGACUUUCCGAAGCAGGGUAAGCAGGUCUUCCUCGAGCACUACCAGGAGGUCCGGGGCCUGGUCGCCCCGGACCGGCUGCUCGAGUUCGAGGUGCAGGACGGCUGGGGGCCGCUGUGCGCGUUCUUGGGCCACCCGGUCCCGAAGGAGCGCGCGUUUCCCCAGGUGAACGACAACCACGAUUUCGUCGCCCGGUCGCGGCGGCGGAACCGCAUGCAGAUGCUGAACGUGGGCGCCAAGGCUCUGCAGAUGGCGGUGCUGUGCGCGCUGGCCUUCUGGUGUCUCUCCCUGUUACGGCGCCUCUGA